Molecule: messenger RNA, 995 nt
Organism: Oryctolagus cuniculus (rabbit)
Lineage: Eukaryota; Metazoa; Chordata; Mammalia; Lagomorpha; Leporidae
Source: RefSeq, a predicted model, not a curated record
CGAAGAGUUGGUGCUGUCGGGCUUCGCUGCUGAUCGCGGCAUGUCGGGCUCCCGGCUUUGGAGACUGCGGGAGCGGUGGAGGGCGCUUGACGACCUGGCGGAGCACAGUGGGUUGGGUGGAGUGUAGACCCUCGGAGGCACGUCCCGCCCGGAGCGCUUCGCUGGGAACGACACAGUAACCAUCCGGACCCGGAAGUUCAUGACUAACCGACUACUGCAGAGGAAGCAGAUGGUCAUUGACGUGCUCCACCCUGGCAAGGCGACGGUGCCGAAGACAGAGAUUCGGGAAAAACUGGCCAAAAUGUACAAGACGACUCCCGACGUCAUCUUUGUGUUUGGAUUCAGAACUCAUUUUGGUGGUGGCAAGACAACAGGCUUUGGCAUGAUUUACGAUUCCUUGGAUUAUGCUAAGAAAAAUGAACCCAAACACAGACUUGCAAGACAUGGCCUGUAUGAGAAGAAAAAGACUUCAAGAAAGCAGCGAAAGGAGCGUAAGAACAGGAUGAAGAAGGUCAGGGGAACUGCCAAGGCCAACGUUGGUGCUGGCAAAAAGAAGGUAACGUGCUCUGCGAAGCUGUGUGGCAUCGUAGUGUGUCUACACACCAGUAGAGUAGUGUGGCCCUCCCCACUAGCUCUGAUUAGCGCAGCAUGGGGGCCGCAUUGGUGCAGUGAUCCUGGUGGGCGCUUGGCAGGCCCUGUCGGAGAGUCUCCCUUUCGCUGCUCAUUGGCAUGGACUGUUAGAGGGGAGCAGCUCUUGGUCCCUGGGAUUAAACUCCCCGGGUCCUGGCCUAAGGAACAGUUGGAUCAAUGUGGCCCAUGCUUGCCUGGCACGCUGUAGAGGCGUCGAGAUCCUAGCAUUGCUUUCCUCCAAUUAGUCCAGACCUAGAUGAUUUGGAUGAUAAGCAGCUUUGUACCAGCUUUGCUAGCUAGUUGUAAUAGUUGAAUUAAGGUGGUGGGUUGUUAAAUUAUCAAAUAAUCAAGUGUUCUGUGAAUUU